AUGCUUCCGCCCUCACCAACACCCAAAAAACGUCGUUUUCUUAUUCCUCCCUUUCUUUCUUUCAACAGGCAUAACCAAGAAAACGGAAGUUCUUCGGAAUUAUCUGUUUCCCAAUCAUUUCCGAAUUCUUCCUUAUCUCAGGUUUCUGGAUCUGUUCUCACCUCACAUCAAGAAGAAUCUCAUUCCUUGGACUCUCGACCUUCUUAUUCAAAUUCAAUUCCCCAUUCUUCGGAUCCAUCUCCCCUUUUUACAAAUCAGCCUGUAACAAUUAAGGAUCUGUUCCAGUAUACUGUAUCUAUUGAGGGAUUGGAUGACUUUAUAUUGGAUCAAAUUCUCUCUGACUCCAUUGUAUGGCAUACAGUAAAUGCGGAGGCCCGUUCAAUGACUAACAAUAUGAAAGAGAUUUUGUCAACGUGUAUGACUGCGCACCACAGCUUUUUUCGUCGAGCAAAAGCAAAUUCGCAUAUUAUUGUCGAAGGGUAUGCAAGGACAGGAAAAACAACGCUUUCUAAAACUAUUUUCCCUCAUAUGAUGUCCCGCUUAAUCGUUCACAAGCAAAAGUACCCAGAUCCAGGGAAUGUAACAUCCUUCAAGCGUUUUAGACUCUUUUUCUUCAACUGCACUCUAAUUGAUAGAAGUAGAACUACUUUCUUAGAGGAUAUUUGUGUUGGAACUUUGGGUAUGUCUCAGGUUCCACAUAUUCAACAAUUGGUCAACAAAUUGAAAAAGCAUUUUGAAGACAAAAGUGUUUUCAAUUUUAUAGUGGUUGAUGAGGUACAGGCCCUCCUUCCUUCGGAACUAGCACAGUUGAAACUCUUGCUGAAGGAUCCCACUCUGAACACAAACAUUUUUGGAAUUAUUACUGGAUCCACUCAAGCUGAGGUUGUAAGAAGAAUCGCUCUUGUUCCAAGCAACUGCUUUGCGUGGAGUGAUGCUCGUGUGAGAUACACAAUUCCUAGAUGUUGCAGUGAGAACCAACUUCAAGAGUGCCAUCACUGGUUGAAAAAAGAGUUUCCCAACGUGCAACUGGAUGAUAUCGAUUUGAUUAGGAUACAAAACCAUUUCGGAACGUUGCAUUGGAGCUUUUUGACCCAGAUUUAUGACUCCCUUGCAAAUGAGAAAACGUUCAUCAAGAGACAAUCCCUAAAUGUGGUACUACAAGACAUAACCAAUUCUUUAUUUGAGAUCUAUGAUAGAGACGUCAUGCAAACCAUUUUAUCCAUGCAACAUCCGAACGCUAUUGAGCAUUUGCUGCAAGGAAUUUUUGAAAAGAACUUCUUCGACAACCACCCUUGCGAGAGGGAGUACUUUUUCGUAAAAGACUCCAACUCUCAAAAGUUUAUUUUCAGAGACUUGAUAUUCUCAAGGUAUUUGCGUUGUAAUUACGAACACUCUGAUGGCAGAAUAAAGUACUGGAAGGGAGAGAAAUCAGGGAAACGGAUUUACAUGCUUUUGCUACCUUUCAUCGUAGCAAGUGAGCAGGCUAAAGGAAACAAUUUCUCUAAAGCAGUUAUUAAGGUUUUACAAAAACGAAUUAUUAACGAGAAAGCCUUUUUUACGUUGAUGCCGGAUCGAUGUGAAAGAAUCGACUCCUUUUCUGGAAAGAACAAAACACCAGAGGAGAAGCUUCGUAUGUUCUUGAUUUUCAUACGAAACGUUUUGAGUCAUUCGCAUAACCAGGCAGCAGCAAUUUAUGAAAUUAUUAUGGAGUUGUUCUGUAACAAUGAUGAAGAAAACUUUCAAAGUCUGGUAUUGGACAUAUCUCCUCAUGUUGAAAUUUAA
Molecule: messenger RNA, 1782 nt
Organism: Naegleria lovaniensis
Lineage: Eukaryota; Heterolobosea; Eutetramitea; Acrasida; Naegleriidae
Exons: 2
Coding region: 1-1782 (593 amino acids)
Molecular function (GO): ATP hydrolysis activity
Source: RefSeq, a predicted model, not a curated record